AAUAAACGUCAUUUCAUCUUUCUACAAUUUUCUAAUCAAAGUUCACUCAUUCUGUUGCUUUGUCCUCGUCUUCAUUUUCCUUUUUGUUUUCCACUUUCCAAGCUCGAAGAGAGCCAUCGCUUUAAGCAAGUGUUCAAGAGUUACCUAAUCAAAUUUUCUCCGAGUUCCGAUUUCGGCGAUGGACGGUGACCGUCCGGGCCGACUCGUCGGCACCGAGAUUCAUGGAUUUCAUACUUUGGAAGAUUUGGAUGUUCAAAAUACGAUGGAAGAAGCCAGGUCAAGAUGGCUACGUCCGAAUGAAAUUCAUGCUAUACUUUGCAACCACAAAUAUUUUCCCAUCCAUGUGAAGCCAAUGAACUUGCCCAAAAGUGGUAUAAUUGUAUUGUUUGACCGAAAGAUGCUUAGAAACUUCCGAAAAGAUGGCCAUAACUGGAAAAAGAAAAAGGAUGGGAAGACUGUUAAAGAAGCACAUGAACACUUAAAAGUUGGUAAUGAAGAAAGGAUUCAUGUGUAUUAUGCACAUGGCCAAGAUAACCCAACAUUCGUUCGCAGGUGUUACUGGCUGCUUGAUAAGACUCUAGAACACAUAGUUCUUGUUCAUUAUCGUGAAACACAGGAGUCACAGGGUUCUCCAGCCACACCUGUGAAUUCAAAUUCCAGUUCAAUAUCUGAUCAGUCUACUCCUUUGCUUGUUACGGAAGAGUUUGAUUCUGGAGCUGGUAAUAUAAAUUAUGAAGAACCCAGUGGCCUUACAGUCAGAAAUCAUGAAAUGAGGCUUCAUGAGAUUAAUACGCUUGAAUGGGAUGAUCUUCUGGUGACAAAUGAUACUAAUGACUCAACUCUAUCUAGAAGAGACAAGGAUUCUUUCUUUAAUCAAGGAAGCCAGAUAGCAGCGAAUGGCUUCUCAAAUGAUGAUGGCCAUACCUCAGCCUAUAAUUUAUCAACUGGAAUUUCUUCGCUUGGUAAUUUAACUGACCCAGUUGCUCAGAGUAAUAAUGCUUACAUCAACUAUCCAGAGGGUAUUUGUAAUCAGGUGUCAGGUGGCCAAGUAAAUUCUAAUGUGCAGAGGAAAGACUUUCGUGUCAUAGGGACUGGUGAUUCAUUGGACCUUUUGGUCGAUGAUGGUUUACAAAGUCAGGACAGUUUUGGAAGGUGGAUAAACUACAUUAUAACUGAAUCCCCAGGUUCAGUGGAUGACCCUGUGCCAGAAUCAUCCAUAUCAUCUGGUCAAGAGUCCAUCACCUCUCCAGAGCAGAUAUUUAGCAUUACUGGUGUCUCACCUGCAUGGGCCUAUACAACUGAAAAAACAAAGAUUCUAGUCACAGGAGUCUUUCAUCAAGCUUAUCAACAUCUUGUGAAGUCCAAUUUGUUUUGUGUAUGUGGUGAUGUAUGUAUUCCGGCAGAACUUAUUCAGGUUGGGGUUUAUUGCUGUUCGUUAUCAGAACAUUCCCCAGGACUAGUUAACCUGUAUAUGAGUCUUGAUGGUCAUAAACCCAUCAGCCAAGUUCUUAGUUUUGAGUAUCGUGUUCCUGUAUUGCAUGACCCAAUACCUCCUCUGGAAGAUGAGUCCAGGUGGGAGGAGUUCCAAUUACAGAUGAGGCUUGCUUAUUUGCUCUUCUCUACUUCCCAGAGCCUUAACAUUCUAUCCGGGAAAGUGUCACCAAAUACCCUGAAGGAGGCUAAGAAGUUUGCUCUAAAGACUACUAACAUAUCCAAAAGUUGGGCAUAUUUGAUUAAGUCAAUUGAAGAAAAUCGAGUUUCAUUUACACAAGCAAAAGAUAGUUUACUUGAAAUUGCUUUAAAGAGCAGGCUAAAGGACUGGCUGUUGGAAAGAAUAAUUGAAGGCUGUAAAACAACCGAAUAUGAUGCUCAAGGUCAAGGAGUGCUUCAUUUGUGUGCCAUUCUUGGUUAUACUUGGGCUAUUUAUCUAUUUUCAUGGUCUGGCUUGUCGCUAGAUUUUCGUGAUAAACAUGGAUGGACAGCUCUUCAUUGGGCAGCAUACUAUGGACGGGAAAAAAUGGUUGCUGUUCUUUUAUCUGCAGGGGCAAAGCCAAACUUGGUGACAGACCCCACUGCCCAAAAUCCAAGUGGUCGCACGGCUGCAGAUCUUGCAUCUUUGAAGGGUUAUGAUGGGCUAGCUGCUUAUCUUUCAGAAGAGGCUCUAGUAGCACAGUUCAAUGAUAUGGCCGUAGCUGGAAAUGCUAGUGGCUCUCUGGAAACCAGUAGGACGGAGACAACAAACCGUGAGAACCUCAAUGAAGAAGAACUUUAUUUGAAGGAGACUUUAGCAGCUUACCGGACAGCUGCUGAUGCGGCUGCACGAAUACAUACUGCAUUCAGGGAGCAGUCCUUAAAGAUGCGCACUAAAGCAGUUCAGUUUUCCAACCCAGAGGAUGAAGCACGAAAUAUAGUUGCAGCUCUGAAGAUUCAACAUGCCUUUCGCAACUUUGAGACCAGAAAAAAGAUGGCUGCUGCUGCCCGUAUCCAAUAUAGGUUCCGUACUUGGAAAAUACGUAAAGAUUUCCUUGCUUUGCGCCGCCAGGCUGUCAAAAUCCAAGCUGCUUUCCGGGGCUUCCAAGUAAGGAGGCAGUACCGCAAGAUCAUCUGGUCUGUUGGUGUUCUUGAGAAAGCAAUUCUCCGAUGGCGAUUGAAGAGAAAAGGUUUUCGUGGGUUACAAGUUAACACAGUUGAACCCGUAGGAGAACCAAAGCAGGAAAGUGUCACGGAAGAGGACUUUUACCGAACCAGCCGAAAACAAGCUGAAGAACGUGUUGAGAAAGCUGUUGUAUGCGUUCAAUCUAUGUUCCGGUCAAAGAAAGCACAGCAGGAAUACCAGAGAAUGAAGAUGGUUCACAAGCUAGCAAUGUUGGAAUAUGAAAGCCUUCUCGACCCUAGUUCUGAUAUGGAUGCUUGAAGACAUUGAAAGUUCAGAAUGAUCACCAUUCACGACCCACGUAGAAGAGUAACCCUAGGGAGCUGUACAUUUGAAAAUUUGAAAAUGGCAACUUGGAUGUCUACUGAGCCCUACUACCUGUUUCAAGAUUUUGAGGGAGUGGUUAAGUUAUAUCGGAUCCUUAGCCUUUUUCGUUUUGGGUUUGGGUCCGUUUUCUAGUUAGUGCAUUGAGUGUAAGACCUAGGUGAAAGCCAAUAUCCUUCUCAGUAUAUGUGCUGAGGUUUCAGCCGCUUGGUCCCUUUUUAUCUUA
This is a messenger RNA of Theobroma cacao (cacao), 3203 nucleotides long. Its product is annotated as calmodulin-binding transcription activator. Gene Ontology annotation, biological process: regulation of transcription by RNA polymerase II. Gene Ontology annotation, cellular component: nucleus. The record is from RefSeq and is a predicted model, not a curated record. Gene Ontology annotation, molecular function: double-stranded DNA binding; transcription coregulator activity; protein binding. NCBI's taxonomy places the organism in Eukaryota, Viridiplantae, Streptophyta, Magnoliopsida, Malvales, Malvaceae.